This is a messenger RNA of Trichoplusia ni (cabbage looper), 3058 nucleotides long. RefSeq names its product digestive cysteine proteinase 2 (gene 26-29-p). Gene Ontology annotation, biological process: immune response. The transcript is spliced from 16 exons. Gene Ontology annotation, molecular function: cysteine-type endopeptidase activity. Gene Ontology annotation, cellular component: lysosome. Lineage: Eukaryota; Metazoa; Arthropoda; Insecta; Lepidoptera; Noctuidae. Bases 167 to 1828 code for a protein of 553 amino acids. The record is from RefSeq and is a predicted model, not a curated record.
CAGAAUACAGUGUCGAUCUCCGUAUCAUAAAGUUUUUGAUUUGUCAAACAAAAAGCAUUCUGAUUUUGCCGAUGCCGAUGUGUAUAGCCGAUGAAUAGUCAAUUUAAAUUACAAAUAAAGUGACAGAAACAUAAAAUAAAAAGGCUGCCGUCCUAAGUGGUCAACGAUGCUGUUGCCGAUAUUUUGUGCGCUCAUAUGCGCGGCGGUUGGGCAUAUCGAUAAGGAUUCUCCUCCACAAUGGAACCCUGUGUACACAGUUAAGGGUCUUCUGUACAUUCCUUAUGCAGAAUUACGGGAGCCAUUUUAUACUUGGUAUGACAGCAAGGCGGGUAAAUCUCGCAUCGACUACUAUGGCACUAUGGUCAAGACUUACCAGUUCGCCGCCUCGGCCUACAAGCCUUACGGUACAUCUAUUAAGAUUGCCCCCGUGACCACGGAAGAGGUUCUGAACCAGCAGACCUGCUUGCAAGUCAACGGCUCGCAGAACUAUGAAAUUGAAAUACAGGCGGUGCUCCCGAACAUGAAGGACUUCAAGUUUAUUGGAACCGAAACGAUGCAAGACUCGGACACAGCUAAAUGGCAGAUGGUGACGACAAUAGGUCAGAAGCUGAACAAAUACACGAUGUGGGUGAAGUACAGGAAGUCGCUCAAAGUCAAGGGAGAGUCCAUACCUAUACCAGUCAGAUACGAGAUGAAAGGCUACAACUCGCUCCUGGGCUCGCACUACGACCACUACUACAUCGAGUACACGGACUAUGACGUCGAGGAGAUUGACCCCGAGGUGUUCACCAUCGACGCGUCCAUGCAGUGCUCAUCGUUCCCGGGCCCCGGUAACCGCCACUACGCCACCUUCAACCCUAUGAUGGAGUUCAUGCAUCCCGCCAACGAGGAACAUGUACACCAUGAGUUUGCCAGGUUUAAGAAGAAGCACGGCAAAGAAUAUGUUACCGACGUCGAGCACGAGAAGAGACUGAACAUCUUUAGACAGAACUUAAGAUUCAUCCACUCGCACAACCGCGCGCGGCGUGGCUUCUCCCUGGCCGUGAAUCACCUCGCGGACCGCAGCGACACCGAGCUGGCCGCGCUGCGCGGGAGGCGCUACAGCGGACCUAACAGCGGGCUCCCGUUCCCGUACAGCGAGUCCCUGAUCCGGGCGGAGGCUGACAAGCUGCCCACAGAACACGACUGGAGGCUGUUCGGGGCUGUCACGCCCGUUAAAGACCAGUCCGUGUGCGGGUCGUGCUGGUCGUUCGGUACGUCUGGCGCGGUGGAGGGCGCGCUGUUCCUCAGUAACGGCGGACAGCUGGAGAGGCUCUCGCAGCAGGCGCUCGUCGACUGCUCCUGGGGUUUCGGUAACAACGGCUGCGACGGCGGCGAGGACUUCAGAGCCUACCAGUGGAUCAUGAAGCACGGCCUGCCCACUGAGGAGGCCUACGGCGGGUACUUGGGACAGGACGGCUACUGUCACAUGGACAACGUGACUAUCGCGACUAAGAUCAAGGGCUGGGUGAACGUGACCACCAACAAUGAAAACGCACUCAGGUUGGCGAUCUUCAAGCACGGCCCUAUUUCCGUGGCCAUCGACGCCGCGCACAAGACAUUCAGCUUCUACUCGAACGGUGUCUACUACGAGCCCGAAUGCCACAACAAGGUCGAGGAGUUGGACCACGCGGUCCUGGCCGUGGGCUACGGGAUCCUCAAGGGUCAGAAGUACUGGCUCAUCAAGAACUCGUGGUCCAACAUGUGGGGCAACGACGGAUACGUGCUCAUGUCCACGAGGGACAACAACUGCGGGGUCCAAGCAGCGCCCACUUACGUCUUAAUAUAGAUUAAAUAAGAUAGGCCGGAGAAUAGACUGGGUCUAGAGUUGGAUUAAACAGAUCGGUCACCGGUGCCCGAUAGGCAUGUCGGUCACGGGCGACCGAUGGAUACUAUCUAGUAGAUCGGUUAGUCUUACAAAAGCUAAGGUAAAUAAUUUAUGGCUGCAUCAUCUUAUUUUGAAGUUCCUAUGGCUACCUUAUAAAGUACAUAUCAAUUAAAAAUCAUUAAUCAUGUAGAACUUCUCUAAAGUUUAAAAAUGUUGUUAUGACAAUAUGGCCGAUAUCACUCUGUUAAAUAUUUAUAAUUCUUUACGAAAUCUUAAAGAAUCUCUCCUAUCAGUGACAUCAAACUUAGCAAUUAUCUAAUAAACUCCCAGUCUAAUCUCCAUGAUAAGUAGAAUAUAAGACAAAAAUUAAAUUAAGUUACUCAAGUUUUAGAACAGGGUUUGUUUCGGACACCGGUGGCCACCCGACACUUUAAGUAAGACAUAUACUAGAUAUAAAGCAUCGCUCUACGCUUUGUAGCGCGCUUUCUUGCUUCAGCAACCAGUAAACUACAAAACUAUGUUAUAAAUAAUGGUAGGCCGACCAAUUUUCAUAUAAUAUCAUUCCAAUAAAACAGUCUUCUACAGUGAUACACGUUCACAUGGUUGAAGGUCAUGCGAUCGUUAACUUCACGAAACUACCUAAAUUCAUGUACUAACCAUAGUAAAACAAAUAAAAAAAUAAAGGGUUACAGAACGAAAACUGAAAACUUACGUUUUUAGUUAUCAAAAUCAGUCCAGCCGUUUCUAUAGUUGUAAAUUGCAUCGGCAUAAUUGUUAUCCUGUAUGAAGCUACCCUGAAAAUUCCAGCUUGCUAGCUUAUUGGGAAGUGCCUUAAAAUUGAUUGAGAUAAUCAAUCUACAAAUCUUAAUCGAAUCCAGUGAUUUCUAAUAGGCAGCAUUGAUAUUUGUUUUUCGAAUCUCAAGAUAUUAUGUAAUACUUUGUGUUUUAUACAAACAAUACGCCCCAAUAUUUGAAACUAAUAUUCCAGACAUGGUUGUCCGCGUCCUAACAUUGUCGACGCUGUUUUAGUACAUAAAUGAAGAAUUGCAAGAACUGUGUAUGAUUAAUAAUGUUGCUUUCAUUUGAAAGAGGAGCAAUUUGUUUGAAAUGUAAUAAAAUACUCUUUAUGCGAGAUUCUAAUAGCUGUGUAGCUUAGCUCUCUUGUAAAAAGUAAUACAUUUUUUAUAAUAA